This is a messenger RNA of Cololabis saira (Pacific saury), 5160 nucleotides long. It is a transcript of the gene trim36, whose product is annotated as tripartite motif containing 36. Lineage: Eukaryota; Metazoa; Chordata; Actinopteri; Beloniformes; Belonidae. The coding region runs from base 293 to 2578 and encodes 761 amino acids. The transcript is spliced from 14 exons. The record is from RefSeq and is a predicted model, not a curated record. Gene Ontology annotation, molecular function: zinc ion binding; protein binding.
UGGUACAGUCAGAGAGGGCGGGGUUUUCCCUCUAAAUUGAAGCAAACUCAAAUAAAACAGGACGCGCAUGAACCGUAGAUUCUUCCGACACACACCAGACGGGGAGAGGAUGAGGACGUGCUCCUGGAAGCAGCUUUCCGUCUCUCCAGCCCAGCCCUCCUUCACUCUCAAGCUGCUGCUGCAGAGCAUCUUUCUUUAAGCGGGAGCAGCUGUUUUUGCCUGUGUAUUUGAUAUUAUUUGAUUUUAAAUUCAAUUCCAUUUUGACACCGUGCAUCCGUCAGCAUCUGUAGCCAUGUCAGACUCCGACGACAUGACGGAGUUCGCCAGCAUCGUGGAGCGGAUCGAGCGGGGCGAGGUCCCUAUCAAGAACAUUGAGAGGGAGCUGAUCUGCCCGAUCUGUAAGGAGCUCUUCACCCAUCCCCUGAUCCUGCCCUGCCAGCACAGCGUAUGCCACAAGUGUGUCAGGGAGCUGCUGAUGUUGAACCACGAGGACUCCUUCGAUGCUGGUUCUGAGUGCUCCCUCCCCGGCAGCCCCAGGUCCAGGGUGCCCUCCCCCUCCAUGGAGAGGCUGGACAGGCUUGUGCGAUCAGCCACAGUGCGAAGGUCGUUUGGAAGUCGAGGUUCAAUCUCAUCCCCAGGCUGGCGCAGAGGGUCAGUGACUCCCCGGGUCACCACCAUCCCAUGCCCGGGCUGCCAGCAUGACAUUGACCUGGGCGAGCGUGGCAUCAGCAUGCUGUUCCGAAACUUCACCCUGGAGAGUAUUGUGGAGCGCUACCGACAGGCUGCCCGCGCGGCUAUCGCAAUCAUGUGCAACACCUGUAAACCUCCACAUCAGCAGGAGGCUACCAAGAGCUGCAUGGACUGCAAGGCGAGCUACUGUAAUGAGUGUUUCAAGCUGCACCACCCCUGGGGUACGCCCAAAGCCCAGCAUGAGUACGUCGGCCCCACCACAAACUUCAGGCCCAAGGUGCUCAUGUGUCCGGAGCAUGAGAUGGAGAAGGUGAACAUGUACUGUGAGGUCUGCAAACGACCAGUGUGUCACUUGUGCAAGCUGGGAGGGUCCCAUGCCAACCAUAAAGUGACCACAAUGAGCAGUGCCUACAAGAUCCUCAAGGAGAAGCUGGCCAAGAGUAUCCAUUACCUCAUCAGUAAAGAGGACCAGGUCAGGACUCAGAUUACUGAGCUUGAUCUUCUCAUCAGUCAGACUGAGGAAAACGGACAGCUCGCGGAGCGUCGUGCCAAUGAGCACUUUGAGCGUCUGUUUGAGACUCUGCAAGAAAGAAAAUCUGAAAUGCUAAGGUCCAUUGAACAGUCUCGUAACCGGCGUCUGGACCACCUGAAAGGCCAGGUGGAGGAGUAUCAGGGUAUGCUGGAGAACAGUGGUCUAGUGGGAUAUGCCCAGGAGGUGCUGAAAGAGACUGACCAGUCCUGCUUUGUUCAAACUGCAAAGCAGCUACAUGUCAGGAUUCAGAGAGCUACAGAGUCUCUGAAGACCUUCCACCCUGCAGGUGACCCCUGUUUUGACGAGUUUGUGCUGGACACGUCCAGAGAAGAGACCCUACUUAAAGAGAUGUGCUUCGGCGGAGUUCCAGACCCUCCUCUGAUUGACUUGUCCCAGAGCAGAGUCUAUAAUGAGGCAUCAAUCUGCUGGAGGCUGUCGGACGACCAUCUACCUACAGAUCACCAUGUGCUUGAAUACCGCAGACUUAAGGGGCCAAGCCAAGCCUCGUCCCAGGAAGAUGGUGAGGAUGGCGGAGUCUGGAGGGCUACAGACAGGUUGUACGGACCCAGCACUGUGGUGCCGGAUCUGGAGCCUAACAGCCUGUACUCCUUCAGAGUUCGAAGCUGCAGGAACUCCAUGUUCAGUCCUUACAGCCCUGAGGUCACCUUCCACACGCCACCUGCUCCUGCUUUCGGCUUCCUGUUCAGUGACAAGUGUGGAUUCAGCGCGGAGCGGCUCAUUCUGAACAAGCGUCGAGACACUGUGGAGAGUGUGGCCGGCAUGGCCUUCCUCCUCGCAGCAGAACGUGUGCAGACAGGCAGCUACAUCAGCGUAGAUUACAUAAUUGGGGACAUCGGUAUCUCUCAGGGCAGACAUUAUUGGGCCUUUAAGGUGGAACCGCAUUCGUACAUGGUUAAAGUUGGAGUGGCCUCCGACACCAAGCUUCUUGAAUGGUUUCACAAUCCGAGAGAUACCAGCAGCCCAAGGUACGACCAUGACAGUGGACAUGACAGUGGUAGCGAGGACACGUGCUAUGAAGUCUCCCAGCCCUUCACUCUUCUCACCCUCGGCAUGGGUAAACUCUUCAUCCCCAAGGCGUCCUCAUCCUCUUCUGUUUCCUCAGCAAACGCAUCAACUAGCGACCCCAGCAAUCGCGUACUUCCCAUGCCGCAGCGCCUGGGUAUAUGCUUGGAUUAUGAAGCGAGCCGGGUGUAUUUUUAUGACGCCGACACUAUGAGGUGCCUUUAUGAGAGGCAGGUGGAUUGUUCGGGAACAAUGUUUCCAGCUUUUGGCCUCAUGGGCAGCGGAAAGGUUCAACUGGAGGAGUUCAUCAACGCUAAGAGACUGACCUUCUGAGGAGGGGGUGGAGGAUGUUGGUUCAUGGAGAUCUAAAUCUGUAAAAUCUUUGGCGUGUUGUGUGAAGACCUGGUUUUGCAGAUAGUAAUUAAGUUUUAUUUUUUUCCGUGAUUAGAUAACGCAGUUGUCACUAGGUCCUUUUGUUCUAAAUGUGAAGAUGGGGCAACUGGUCUGACUGGUUUCAUGUACGACCCGCAGAUAAGAUGACUCGAGACUAAGAAAGGUCUUCUCUAAAUACCAAAGUCACUUUAUCUGUUUAUUGUAUUUGACCAGGUUUUAAUAUCCAGCUGGGAUCAGCUGUUGAUGUUGGCUGCAGAGUCUGCAGUCAAUUUAAGUCUUUGUUUUAACAUGAAACUUCUUAUAAUCACACUUUUGCCAGAUAUGUGGUGAUAAAUUAUUUUGUGGUCUUCAGUCGUUUGCUCUUGGUCUAAACGUAGCAGCACAGGUUUAGACGUAUGUCUAGUGGAAACGACAGAGAGCGCCUUUGUGCCUUUUUUUUUUUUUUUUCCUGUUUUCAGUAAAUGGGUCACUGAGUUUUCUCUAGCAAACAGAUAACACUGUCACUGCACAAAUAAUAUUGUAUGUGGAGUUAAUGUAGGUGUAAUUUAAUCACAGACACUGUUGUCAGUUGUUGGUAUCCAUUAUGACUUUAAACUAUGUACUCUUAUCACUGAAUACACUACUUUCUUUCUUCUCAAUUUUAUUUUUACCUUUUUUUUUUGUUGCACAAUUUGAGUGAUAAACUUUACAAUUAUCACAGUUUGAUCACUACCUAAAUGGCUUCUCCACUUUAAAUGCUGUCAUCACACAGUAAAUGUCACAUUGUCUCACACUCACACUCACUAAAGUGUCUGCCUUUACUUGAAAAUGUGACUCACGAUUAAAAGCCCUUUCUUUUUUCACAUUUCUGUUGCACGUAACACAAUGACUUUCACUAUCACAAAUGUAUGACAUACCUGAACACAAACAUCCAUUCAACAGCUGUAACAUCGCUAAUAGCCGAGGCUUCUUGGCUCUGGUGCUGACUUUUGGUGCAACCUUCAGACGUGUGCUCCAACAGCCUCACAAGAAUUUUUAUUCAGGUUCUUACAAAAAGUGCUUUUGCAAAUCGGUACCUUUGCUGUCAAAGCCACCAUGUAAUACACUCGAGGUGUAACGUUCUGGCAACUUACUUUUUGGGGCUUUGCUGUCAGACACUUUCGUUUAAGUACAGAUGUUGAAGUCUGAGAACACUGGACAAACUGUUCACUGGGAAGCGACAUAUUUGUUUAGAAACGCAUAUAUGUGCCUGCAUAUGAGUUUGUUACUUUUAUAUAUAUUUUGAUUUCUGGAGGGUUAUGGUAAUCGGUUUGUGUGCGUUUUCUCAGGUUUCUGGCUCUAUGUGGGCCCAGUGCUACCUACCUCUAUCAGUCAGGCCUGGAAAACCUUAACUACUGUACCUUUCCUCUAAGAAAUAGUUUGCUUUGAUUUACAGUUCAUGCUGGAGUAGUAACUGAGCAUUAUAUAAUGUCACAAUAGGCAGAUGUUUCAAAAUGUUUGAUUGUUAAACUGUAGAUAUUAAUCAAGGAUAUAUUUUUUUCAGUGAAAUAAAGUGUCAUAAAUGUUUAUGAUAGAUGGUGUAUUGCUUGUGAAUCACUUGAUGGAAAUAAAAUGUAAGCUGAUGAUGCCUUUUAGGCUGCUGUCAAGGGAAGUUUUUUUUUUUUUCUUUCCUUUUGUGCUGUUUGUUUGAAUGUUUUGGUUUUAGGAUAUAAAGUAUAAUUCUUGUUCUGGACUUUAGCAAUUUCAUGUUUGAUUACUUUAUCCUACAAGUGUAACUCUUUCCUUCCACUCCUCAGACUUGACACCUGUUGUUCAGUUUUCUUAUUUUCCAUCCCAACAUCUAUGCAUUUAAAAUUUGGCAGAUCAGGUUCAGUUUUAUUCCCACACAGAAUGUAUUCCUAAUCACAAAACCGUGGCUGAAUGUUCUCUUGCAGUCAAUUUCUUUUCCUCAUAUUGGGACUUUCAACACACUAACUGUAUGUAAUUAUAGCAACCUGACCAAUAUAAAGUCUUAAUGUGAUUGAUUAAAUCAGAAUGCAUCCUAUAUCCUGCUUUUAAAUUACAAAUUUGGUACCAAAUAAUAUGCAGGCUGGCUUUCAAUCUAAUCCAGUCCAUUUACAAGCUAGCACCUUGAAAAGAUGUAGCAUGUUUGCAAAUGUUUGGCUCUGUUGCGUAGGCCUGUAUGUGUGUGUGCAAUAUUAUUAAAGAGCUGAAAAGAGGACACAUGCCUUUAAAAGACAACUUGCACUGUUAAUGGUUUAAAGGCUACCUUGUGGUUUUAAAAUGGGCUUUUCCUGGAUGGAAGUACAUUUUGAACACAGUAAAUGGGUUUUUGCUCCUCAGUAAUGCCCAGAUUUUUCUAAACUCUACAGUGCAUUUGCCCCCUUGUGGUUUCUGCUGAGGAUUGGGUUUGCUGUGUGAAGUGAUAGACUUACUGUAUGUAUAUAAUUAUGUAAAGAUGUGGAAAUAUUCUUUGAUUCCUUAUAUGGCUACACUUUUUUUUGGCUUUGCUGUUUAGGGGUCUCAACAAAUAAAACUUUUUA